CUUUUCAGUAGUAUCGCGAAUACCCUCCAAAAUUCGAUAUGCCAACUGGAGUCUCGUUUUGAGCAUUGCCACUUUUGAGAGGCGAGGACAAUAAUGGACGCGGCACUGAACGAGGCACUGCGGCGGGGCAACCCGGUCGUGUUCUUCGACAUCUCGAUCGGAGGCGCGCCGGUAGGCCGCCUGCGGCUGGAGCUGUUCAAGAAGGACUGUCCGCGUACGGUUGAGAACUUCAGGCAAUUCUGCACGGGCGAGUACAGGAAAUCUGAGCUGCCGGUGGGCUACAAGGGCUGCACGUUCCACCGUGUUAUCAAAGACUUUAUGGUGCAGGGCGGCGACUUCCUAAAGGUAAGGCGCAGCUGGCUGUUUCUGCUUGCCGGCGCAUGAGCUCACAUGACGGCGGUGAACUGCAGGGAGACGGCACAGGUCGGAUUAGCAUCUACGGAGACAAGUUCGAGGACGAAAGCUUCGCCCACAAGCACACGGAACCCGGACUGUUGUCGAUGGUAAGGCGUGCACCGACUUCACUCCUUCUAAUCUGCUGUCAAGUUGCUGCCUGCUCACCUCCACUAUUAUGGUUGCUGCUACCACAGGCGAACAGUGGACCAGGCACGAACGGCUGCCAGUUUUUCCUUACCUGUGCACCGUGCGACUGGUUGGACGGCAAGCACGUGGUCUUCGGCAAGGUGCUGGACCCAGCUUCGCUGCUGCUGCUGCGCAAGAUGGAGAGUGUGCCCGUGGGGCCUAAUAGCAAGCCCAAGCUCUCUAUUACCAUCACUGAAUGUGGCGAGUUGUAGAUAGCUAUGAGGGCGUUUCCGCGCCAUAACUAAGAUACUUCUUACACCUUCAACUUGCCGUAGAAAUUCCGAGUGUAACGUGA
This is a messenger RNA of Phytophthora nicotianae INRA-310, 877 nucleotides long. RefSeq lists its product as hypothetical. The coding region runs from base 381 to 794 and encodes 137 amino acids. The transcript has 3 exons. Gene Ontology annotation, molecular function: peptidyl-prolyl cis-trans isomerase activity. Gene Ontology annotation, biological process: protein peptidyl-prolyl isomerization; protein folding. Lineage: Eukaryota; Oomycota; Peronosporomycetes; Peronosporales; Peronosporaceae. The record is from RefSeq and is a predicted model, not a curated record. Gene Ontology annotation, cellular component: intracellular membrane-bounded organelle.